Messenger RNA from Dama dama (fallow deer), 3903 nucleotides. It is a transcript of the gene RUSC1, whose product is annotated as RUN and SH3 domain containing 1. Gene Ontology annotation, molecular function: protein binding. Bases 156 to 3218 code for a protein of 1020 amino acids. The transcript has 11 exons. Gene Ontology annotation, cellular component: cytoplasmic vesicle. The record is from RefSeq and is a predicted model, not a curated record. Lineage: Eukaryota; Metazoa; Chordata; Mammalia; Artiodactyla; Cervidae.
CUGGGCGGGGACCGCAGCCGCGGAGCCCGACGCGGCUCCAGACGCCGGAGCGGCUGCAGGAAGACCCUGGGCUGCAUCUGCGGUUGCCAGGCAAGUGGAUGUGAAAGGCCUGAUCCUCCUCAUUCCCUAGAGGCCAUCCUGUCGCCGCCGGCACCAUGCUGUCCCCUCAGAGGGCUUUACUCUGCAACCUCAACCACAUCCACCUCCAGCAUGUCUCUCUAGGCUUGCAUUUGUCCCGCCGUCCGGAGCUCCGGGAGGGGCCCUUGAGCACAUCCCCGCCCCCAGGGGACACUGGGGGCAAGGAGAGCCGGGGCCCCUGCAGUGGGACCUUGGUGGACGCCAAUUCCAACAGCCCAGCCGUGCCCUGCCGAUGUUGCCAGGAGCAUGCGCCAGGCCUAGAAAACCGGCAGGACCUAGCACAGGAGGAGGAGGGGGCUGCCUCUCCCUCAGACCCCGGCUGUUCCUCCUCUCUCAGCUCCUGCUCAGAUCUUAGCCCCGAUGAGUCCCCCAUCUCAGUCUACUCCAGGGACCUCCCUGGCAACGAGGAUGUCCACCCUCAGCCCAGCAUCGUUCCCCUGGAGCAAGGCUCCCCCCUGGCUUCUGCAGGCCCAGGCACCUGCUCCCCAGACAGCUUUUGUUGCUCUCCGGAUUCCUGCUCUGAAGCUUCCUCUCCAUCCGGUCCAGGCCUGGACUCCAAUUGUAAUGCCCUGACCACUGGCCAGGACCUCCCUUCCCCAGGGCUAGAGGAAGAGGAGGAGGCCGAGGAGCAGGACCUCCCUACAUCUGACCUCCCAGAGGUUGAUGAGAAAAUCGAUGCUGGGAAAACCGAACCCAGUUGGAAAAUCAACCCCAUUUGGAAAAUUGACAAAGAGGCAACUGAUGCUAGCUGGAAAAUCACGGAGAACAAUAACUCCGGUUGGAAAGUCAAUGGGAAUACUAUUGAAUGUUGGAAAACUGAACCUGGAAAAUUCGACUCCAGUUGGAAAACCAAUACAGGAAUAACUGAUUCUGGUUCGAAAACUGAUGCAGGGAAAAUUGAUGGGGGAUGGAGAAGUGACGUCAGCGAAGAGCCGGUGCCCCACCGGACAAUCACGUCCUUCCACGAGCUGGCCCAGAAGCGCAAGCGGGGCCCAGGGCUGCCCCUCGUGCCGCAGGCCAAGAAAGACCGCAGUGACUGGCUCAUCGUCUUCUCUCCGGACACCGAGCUGCCCCCCACAGGGUCGCUCGGCAGCUCCCAGGCGCCUCCCCGGGAAGUCACCACCUUCAAGGAACUCCGGUCCCGAAGCCGGGCUCCGCCCCCACCAGUCCCGCCCCGAGACCCCCCAGCUGGCUGGGCAUUGGUCCCACCUCGGCCCCCACCGCCACCCGUCCCUCCCCGGAGGAAGAAGAACCGACCUGGGCUGCAGCCUAUAGCAGAGGGGCAGCCCGAGGAGGGCAGGGUGGGCAGCCCAGCUGUUGGUGAGGAGGCCCCAGCUUCAAAGGAGCCGGAGCAGCCAGGUCCUCAGGCUGGCACUGAAGCCGGUCCCCUCCUGCUCCCUCGGCCCCUGGUUUUUCGGUUCUCGGCUGACGGGCGCCCCCUGUUGCAGGGUGGGAGCGCGGCCGCAGCUGGGUCUCUGCUCCUGGCGCCUCUGGCCAGCUGGCCAGGCCCUGGGCUGCGGCUCCUGGGGGCACCGAGUACCCCGGAGGAGCAGCUGCUGCCCGUCCGCCUGUCCCCGGUGGGGGCCUAUUCGCCUCCGGCUAGGGGGGACCUUCCCUGCCUGGCCAGCCCUGAGCUGGCACUGCUGCUGUCCCCGCUCUUUCCCAGAAGUAGCACCUUCCCCCCCGUGGCUUCCCCACCCCGCCAGGUACCCGCCCCUCCGCUGCCACGGCCACCUCGUCCGCCGAAGGCCCCUCGCUGGACCAGGAGCCCACCGCCUCCGCCCAGGCUACUCCGUAGUUCCUGGUCGUUCGCCGGCGUCCCCGGGGCCCAGCGACUGUGGAUGGCAGAAGCCCAGAGUGGGACUGGCCAGCUGCAGGAGCAAAAAAAAGGUCUCCUGAUAGCUGUUAGUGCUUCAGUGGAUAAAAUCAUCUCGCACUUUGGGGCCGCCCGGAACUUGGUUCAGAAGGCCCAGUUGGGGGAUAGCCGUCUGAGCCCAGACGUGGGGCACCUGGUACUGACCACCCUCUGUCCGGCCCUCCAUGCCCUGGUGGCCGACGGGCUGAAGCCUUUCCGGAAAGACCUCAUCACUGGGCAGCGGCGGAGCAGCCCCUGGAGUGUGGUGGAGGCGUCUGUGAAGCCAGGCUCCAGCACUCGUUCCCUCGGCACCCUGUAUAGCCAGGUCAGCCGUCUGGCCCCGCUGAGAAGCAGCCGUAGCCGCUUCCACGCCUUCAUCCUGGGCCUCCUCAACACUAAGCAGUUGGAGCUGUGGUUUUCCAGUCUCCAGGAAGAUGCAGGCCUGCUGUCCCUCCUGUACCUGCCCACUGGUUUCUUCUCCCUGGCCCGGGCUGGCUGCCCCUCCUUGUCCACGGAGCUGCUGCUCCUGCUGCAGCCAUUGUCGGUGCUCACCUUCCACCUGGACCUGCUCUUUGAACACCACCACCACCUGCCCCUGGGACCGCCUCAGGCCCCACCGCCCCCAGGCUCGCCUCCAGCCCUGCAGCAGACUGUGCAAGCUGUGCUGCACUGGGGGGGUCGGCUGGCCCAGAGCCUCCGGGGGGCUUCUGGGGAGGCCCCUCCAGGCCCUUCGGCCCCCUCAAGCUCUCCCAGCCCCUGCAGCUGGUGGGAGCAGCUGACCCAGGCCUCCCGGGUCUAUGCGUCUGGCAGCACCGAGGGCUUGCCUCUUCCCCGGUGGGGAUCCAGGCGCACCCGGCCUGCAGCUGAGGCCGCACCGGAGAGGUCCCUGCACACGGAGGAAGCAGCACCAGGCCGAGGCGUGUGGCUGGGGAGACUGUUUGGAGUGCCUGGGGGCCUCGCAGAAACUGAGAGUGGAGCCCCUAAGUCCAGGAGACCAUCCAGCUGGUUGCCCCCGACAGUGAGUGUGUUGGCUCUGGUGAAGCGGGCGGCACCUCCUGAGGCUCCCUCAUCUCCUAAGGAGCUUGAGGUCUCGGAACCCAGCAUGGUGCAGACCCACAGGUCUGGGGAGUCAGAGAAGCCUAGUGAUGGUGCGGGCUUUGCAUCUUGCAGAAGGAACAGGAUGCAAAGGUGGAGAAGUCAAAGUGUGGUAAGUGAGGAACUAUGAGUACAUGAUUGGUUGUGGCUGGAGUGAAGGAUCCUGGCAGUGGUGAUGGGGAGGUCAGAGGUGUCAGUAGACCAGUGAAGGAAGCUGGGUAUCACUCCAAGGCAGUGGGAGCCAUUAAAGGGUCUUAAGCCCAGGGAUGGUAAGUUUUAGAAGGAUCUCUACUGCUGUGUGGAGAAUGGAGAGGGUGGUCAGGAUUCAGGCAGACCAGUUAGAUUAUAUGCCAGUGGUCCAGAGAGUAUAGAGGCCUAAACUAAGACAAUGACAGUGAAGUUGAAGAUAAAUGGAGUGGUGGGAGAAACCAACAUCAAACAGGUUUUGCUGAUUGAUUGGAUGUAGAGACUGAGAUCCCUUGUUUUUUUACUAGGAAUAACUGUAUAGGUGAUGCCAUUUACCACUAUAGGGGACCUAAGAGGAGGGACUAGUUUGGAAAGUUAAGAUGAGUCAUUUAGUUUGUGUAAGUUGAAUAUGAAGCACCAGAGAAGUGCCAAUUACAAUAAGGAGCGAAAGAGUGGGUCUGGAGCUUAGGAGAGGCUGGGGCCCCAAACAAAUCAACAUGUUGAAGAGACGUGGUCCCCAUGUCUCUCCCAGAGCCCAGCUGAUGUCUACUGAGCUGAAUCAACAGAGACAUACAUACCAAAGUGGUGGGGAGGUGAGGCUGGCGACAGGCACCCCCACCUCACUUCAU